This is a messenger RNA of Octodon degus (degu), 1841 nucleotides long. RefSeq names its product TATA-box binding protein associated factor 7 (gene Taf7). The record is from RefSeq and is a predicted model, not a curated record. Gene Ontology annotation, cellular component: transcription factor TFIID complex. NCBI's taxonomy places the organism in Eukaryota, Metazoa, Chordata, Mammalia, Rodentia, Octodontidae. The transcript has 2 exons. Gene Ontology annotation, biological process: transcription initiation at RNA polymerase II promoter; RNA polymerase II preinitiation complex assembly; regulation of transcription by RNA polymerase II. Gene Ontology annotation, molecular function: RNA polymerase II general transcription initiation factor activity. The coding region runs from base 384 to 1433 and encodes 349 amino acids.
CCCGGCUUCUGCUUCGCUUCAGCGUUGAGAGGCUGGAUUUGUAACCGUCAAUAAAUUGAAUCGCCAUUUACCUUUCUACCUGCUCGCGCGCUCAGUCUGCGUUGUCCGGCAGCGGCACCUAGAGGCUGGAAGCUGGCGUUGCACCGAAUACGCUGAUGAGCUUUGAAUAAGCUGGUGUGUUUAACAAGGACUGACUGCUGUUCCCCUCACAGCAUACAGUAUUUGCGGGAAAGACUUGGUGCCUGAUAAGUAUUAGGAUAAGCGUUUAGCUGACUGGUGUUCUGCUUAGAACUUUUUGUAAUUAGUUAAAUUUAUAGCACACUAGACUUUAGCUGUUGUAAUUUCUGAAACUUAUUAGGAAAGUGAACCACCAAAAGGUAAGGAUGAGUAAGAGCAAAGAUGAUGCUCCUCAUGAGCUAGAGAGCCAGUUUAUCCUACGCCUACCUCCAGAAUAUGCUGCUACGGUGAGGAGAGCGGUACAGUCUGGUCAGGUCAACCUGAAGGAUAGACUGACUAUUGAGUUACACCCUGAUGGGCGUCAUGGCAUUGUCAGAGUGGACCGGGUCCCACUGGCUGCAAAAUUGGUAGAUCUGCCAUGUGUCAUGGAAAGCUUGAAAACCAUUGACAAAAAGACCUUUUACAAGACAGCCGAUAUCUGCCAGAUGCUUGUGUCCACGGUUGAUGGUGACCUCUACCCACCCGUGGAAGAACCAGUUGCUGCUGCUGAUCCCAAAGCAAGCAAGAAAAAAGAUAAAGACAAAGAGAAGAAGUUUGUCUGGAACCAUGGAAUUACUCUGCCUUUAAAAAAUGUGAGGAAGAGGCGGUUCCGGAAGACAGCAAAGAAGAAGUACAUCGAGUCUCCUGAUGUGGAAAAAGAAGUUAAGCGCUUGCUGAGUACAGAUGCGGAGGCUGUCAGUACUCGUUGGGAGAUAAUUGCUGAAGAUGAAACAAAAGAGGCAGAGAAUCAAGGCCUUGAUAUCUCUUCUCCAGGUAUGUCUGGCCACAGGCAGGGCCAUGACUCACUGGAACAUGAUGAGCUUCGAGAGAUCUUCAAUGACCUCAGCAGCAGCAGUGAAGAGGAAGAUGAGGCACAGCAUCAAGAUGAAGAAGAUAUAAACAUUAUUGAUACUGAGGAAGACCUGGAGAGACAGCUGCAGGACAAGCUGAGUGAGGCAGGUGCACAGCACCAAGAAAAUGAAGGAACCAGCCAACUGGUUAUGGGAAUUCAGAAACAGAUUGAUAACAUGAAAGGCAAGCUCCAAGAGACCCAGGACCGGGCAAAGCGACAGGAGGAUCUCAUCAUGAAAGUGGAGAACCUGGCUCUCAAGACCAGGUUUCAAGCAGUGCUGGAUGAGCUCAAACAAAAGGAAGACCGGGAGAAGGAGCAACUCAGCUCUUUGCAAGAAGAGUUAGAGUCACUUUUAGAGAAGUGAGGAUAUUGUUCCUUUCAGUUGCCAGGCUAGCCAGUGAUAGAAAAGUCUUGAUUAUAUUACUUAUACUAGAUGUCAAGAACUAGUAUUUCUUUUUCCCACUAAUGCUAGAAGUUGAAGAAUUUUAAGAUCUUUUAUUACAACCAGCUUGCUAUGUAUUUUCUUUGUAUUCAUUCUUUAGAAGGUAACAUUAUGUAGCAGAAAGAUUGUUACAGGAAAGUUCUAGCAUUGAAAUGACUAGCUCAAACUUAACAGCUUCACUGAAAUAGCAAUAUAAUAAUAAACUCAGUUAAAUUUUUUAUAUUUUCUGAUGCAAUAGCUAUUUCCUUAGCUAAUCAAAAAAAAUUUUUGUAUGUAGAGAUGCAAAUCAUGAGGUUAUUUCUAACAAUAAAUAAAGGCAACUAAUUUUGA